Molecule: messenger RNA, 714 nt
Organism: Laetiporus sulphureus 93-53
Lineage: Eukaryota; Fungi; Basidiomycota; Agaricomycetes; Polyporales; Laetiporaceae
Exons: 6
Coding region: 1-714 (237 amino acids)
Cellular component (GO): cell division site; growing cell tip; plasma membrane
Source: RefSeq, a predicted model, not a curated record
AUGGGUCGAGCUCUCCACUUCCCCGGGAUGUUCCUCCUGCUCGGGUCCUUCGUGCUCCUCGUGCUCGUGUCCGUCUCCCUGCCGUGGAUGCCCCCACUCGACUUUGUGCGCGUCCACUUUGUCAACGGCACCGUCACCACGAGCCUCGACGCUAACAACACCGCGGAGUUGAGGUUUGGUGCUUGGGCCGAUUGUUGGUACGAAACCUCGGGAACGGGUCUUGUCUGCAGCUCCGCAGGCUACGCAUACAACACGACCGUCUACAGUAAGACCGAGUCCGGGAACAGCACUUCGAUAAACAUCGGCCCGUCCUGGACACGCGGACUUGCGAUCCACCCCGUCGCUGCGGGAGUGACGCUCAUCGCAUUCCUCCUCUCGCUGUCCGCCCAUGUCACGAUGAUCCUGCUCACCUCGCUGGCGACGUUCGUCGGCGGUGUCAUCACGCUCGUCGCAUUCGCAGUCGAUAUCGCGCUUCUCGCGUACGUCAAGCACGAGAUGGGCCAGCUCGCGGAUGUGUCCGUCGCAGUGAACCCCGCUCCUGGGUUCUGGAUGACCUUCGCUUCGUUCCUCGCGCUGAUGGUCGCCGGGGGUGCCAUCUGCCUCGGUCGUCGGCGUGACCGUAUGGCGGGCGCCACAAGCUACCCGAUGGCGUCCAGCAAGGUCUCGCGAUCCUGGAGGGACCGAUUCCUAAACAGCAACAAUGAUGGCGCGUGA